ACAUUUAAGAUGACAAAACUGACAAUAUAAACUAUUGUUCAAUUGUAAAAAGUAAAAAUAAAUUUCAGAUGUUUCUUAAAUAGAUUCCAAUAACGUUUUUGAGUUAUUUGAUUUUGAUAAAGCGGUGAAAAAAGAAGUAUUUUAUUUUGGUUUGGAAUUUAAUUACCUAAUAUCAAAAUGGGAAAUGAAAUGUCCUCAACUGCUAUGGAAAAGCAUUUAUUCAAUCUCAAAUUUGCUGUGAAAGAAUUGGAACGGAGUUCAAAAAGAUGUGAAAAGGAAGAGAAACAAGAAAAAGCGAAGACAAAACAAGCUAUCCAAAAAGGAAAUAUGGAUGUGGCAAGAAUACAUGCUGAAAACGCAAUACGACAAAAAAAUCAGUCUCUUAAUUAUCUUAAAAUGUCUGCAAGAGUAGAUGCUGUAGCUAGUAAAGUUCAAUCGGCAGUUAUGACAAGAAAAGUAACAAAUUCCAUGGCAGGUGUUGUGAAAGCAAUGGAUGCUGCAAUGAAGAGUAUGAAUUUAGAAAAAAUAUCAUCAGUUAUGGAUAAAUUUGAGCAGCAGUUUGAAGAUUUAGGAGUCCAGAGUGAUGUUCUUGAAAAUACAAUGUCUCAGACCACUACAACCUUAGUUCCCACCAAUGAUGUUGAUUCUCUAAUGCAACAAGUAGCAGAUGAAGCCGGUUUGGAAUUGAACAUGGAAUUGCCUGAAGGCCCUCAGAGUUCUGUUGCUUCUACCACCCAAGUAUCACAAGAACAAGAUGAAUUAACACAACGAUUAGCUAAGCUUAGACAAAGCGAAUAAAUCUCACUGGUGUGGUAGAUAUUAUUCUGGAUGAAAAAAUGUUAAAGAACGCUAUAAACAUUACCAAUAUGAUAAUAAUUAGUUAUUAUUUUAUCUUGUCUGUUUUGCUAUGGUCAGAGCUUUAAUAUGUUUGAAAGAAUUUUUCAAUAUUUUAUUUACAUACAUACUAAUAAAUGGCUAAAAAAAUCCUUCUAUUUUCAUAUAAAAAAUUUAGAUAAUGCAAGUAUAACAUAUCUUUGUUUCAUACAGAUCAAAAUUAAAAAAAAGAUAUGGUCCCUUUGAAAAGUAGCUAAGUCAUCUAACAGGCCAGAAGAAUGCUAUAAAAUCUGGUGUUAACACUUCUGUGUUAGAGGAUCAUCUAAGAAUCCUUUGUAAUCAUCUUUAUCAGUAUUUUAUUUUAAUCAUUCUUCUAAUGCUUGAAGUGGAGAUAAGUGAUUAUAAAUUCGAUAAAAAUAUAUAAUUUUAAUUUCCA
This is a messenger RNA of Harmonia axyridis, 1270 nucleotides long. RefSeq names its product charged multivesicular body protein 1b (gene Chmp1). NCBI's taxonomy places the organism in Eukaryota, Metazoa, Arthropoda, Insecta, Coleoptera, Coccinellidae. The coding region runs from base 178 to 798 and encodes 206 amino acids. Gene Ontology annotation, biological process: late endosome to vacuole transport; endosome transport via multivesicular body sorting pathway; protein transport. The transcript is spliced from 4 exons. The record is from RefSeq and is a predicted model, not a curated record. Gene Ontology annotation, cellular component: ESCRT III complex; multivesicular body.